CGACAGUAGAAGAAGAAUCUGCCAUAUUGCGGUGAUACAGCGAGUUUGUACAAAUCUUGAGCAUUGUUAGCUUCCUUUAGCAAAGAUGCUCUCCUCUCAGAGUUUUGAAGACAAUGGAAAGAUGAAAGAAUAUCAUUAUACGGGUCCAGUAGAACAUCGUUUCUCACCAUACGCUUUCAACGGAGGAACUGUACUAGCUGUUGCCGGGGAAGACUUCGCCAUCGUAGCAUCAGAUACCCGGCUGAGUGAAGGCUAUUCAAUCCACAGCCGCGACUCACCAAAAUGCUACAAGCUGACAGACACAACUGUCAUUGGAUGCAGUGGUUUCCAUGGUGACUGUCUGACUCUGACUAAGAUUAUUGAUGCCAGACUAAAGAUGUACAAACACUCAAACAAUAAGACAAUGACCAGUGGAGCCAUUGCAGCAAUGUUGUCCACCAUUCUGUACAGCAGACGAUUUUUCCCCUACUAUGUCUACAACAUUAUUGGAGGGCUGGAUGAGGAGGGCAAGGGUGCAGUGUACAGCUUUGACCCAGUGGGCUCCUACCAAAGAGACACCUACAAGGCUGGAGGAUCAGCAAGUGCCAUGUUACAACCACUACUGGACAACCAGAUUGGUUUCAAGAACAUGGAGGGUGUGGAGCAUGUCCCUCUGACUCAGGACAAAGCGGUUCGGCUGGUCAAGGAUGUCUUCAUCUCGGCUGCAGAAAGAGACGUCUACACUGGAGACGCCCUUCGGCUCUGUGUCAUCACUAAGGAUGGCAUCAAGGAGGAAACUAUACCACUGAGGAAAGACUAGGAAGGAACAAUGAUUUGUUCAGUCUGGCUCUGCAGUUCUUCUUUGGUCUGUUCUUUCCACAUCCACACUGUUGGUUGGGCCAUUAUCUUAAAACAAGAGUGUUGAUCCAGAAAUGAUUUAUUAACUCAGACACAUUUUUCAUUUUAGGUAUUGCUACCCUAAAUACAUUUAUCUCAAUUAUAUUUUCCCCUCAAUCUUUCUACGAUUAUUUUCUUCACAUCCAUUUUCAGAUUCUAGUUUUAUUAAGAGCCACCUGAUUCUAGAUCAUCACUCCUGUUUUGAGAACCCGGUUUUCACCGGCCUAGACUUUCUGUCUGAAGUUAUCAUUAUGUUAUGAAAGAACAUAUGUUCUGCUAUUCUUUUUACAUUCUUAAUAAAUGUAAAGAACUGAA
Molecule: messenger RNA, 1191 nt
Organism: Betta splendens (Siamese fighting fish)
Lineage: Eukaryota; Metazoa; Chordata; Actinopteri; Anabantiformes; Osphronemidae
Gene: psmb1
Product: proteasome 20S subunit beta 1
Exons: 6
Coding region: 86-799 (237 amino acids)
Cellular component (GO): proteasome core complex
Source: RefSeq, a predicted model, not a curated record